UAUUUCUCCUUUUCAACCUGCCCCGCCCUUUCUCCCAAUUCCGACAUGGGUCUUCCCUUUCACGUUUCCUUCCACUCUUCUGGGAGUGAGUUUAGUCCUGCCACUCCCAGAAAAAGUUAGGAACUGGAGCAACUCUUCUUCUCUGGCAUGGGGAACGGGAAGGUCUUUUUGUAACCUGUCGAUGCUGCUCCUUCAGGUGGCCACUGAAGAGCAACGUGAGGCACAAGGCCCACCUUCAAACCAAGGAAUUGGGGUUUUUUAGUUUCUUUUUGGACACUCAUCACUGUUUUGAGCGGAGCGAAAAUGGUUUAUGAGUAGCUUAAUGUCUUUAACAAUAGCCGCACCUUUGUGUGUUUGCAAGGCCCGGGGCGUAAGGAUUUUGAGCGCACCGCUUGCAGGGAACAGCAGAGGGGCCACGCCACACUGGAACGUGCGCUGCAGGCAGAUGCCCACUUGGCAGCGCGGUGGUUGAUUAAGAGGCUAUAGUCACACCGUACAGUGUAGGGACAGGCCCUCGUUUAAAAAUAACACUCAAGGAGCGCGCUGCUGUCCCGCGCUCCGCGGGCACUAACACAGUCCCUUCUAAGCACCCGGGGCCGGAGGCGCCUUGCGAGGCCGGGCGGUCUCCCCUACAGCCGCAGGCCGCGGGGUGGGGCUUCCCCUGGUGAGCUGUUUUCUCCGUAAGCUGGAGAGGAGCGGCCCGGGCCCUGCUGUGCCCCACUGGCUGCGCCGCCUGCCGGCCAAUGGCUGCUGCGAUGGGAGGACUCGCUGGCGAGAGCUCUUCGCUCACCCCGGCGGGGGCAGCGAUUGCCGAGGCUUGCGCGACGCGCUCUGGUUUUCUGCCUGGCUAGGGCUGGGAUUUGUCUUGUGGGCGCAUCAGGCUCGUUCGGGCCCGAGGACGCUUCUGUUUGAAUGCCCGUAAGGAAGCUUCUGGAGCCGGAAAGUCUCUCUCGAGGAAAGGGACAGAUGCGGGCCGAGCCCGCCAGCUGCUGGCGACCCACUUCUGGUCGUCGUACCUGCUGAAGGAGCGCGGGCGGCGGGCUGGCCAGCGGGGCCCAGGGCAGACACCCCGGGGCUCACGCUGCAUUUGGAUGUGCCUCGAGUGGAGGCUGCCUUUUAAUCUUUAAAGCUCUGCGGGGAGUGGCGCUUUCGUUUCCUCCGCGCUGUCAGACUACAGUGACAAACGGAGUGGGCUGUGGCGGGCUCGGUAACGUUGUGGGGGCUGGCCCCCUUUUCAGUGUUUGUAAGUGAUGAGCGUCAGAAAGGAAUCGCGCCCCUCUGUGGAGUUCGUCAAAGGUCGCCUUUAUUUUGCAAUUCUCUGCCAAAAACCAAAGAGUGGUGUUGCAAAUACACACUAUUUCUGCAUAGAUGAUGAACUUGUAUAUGAGAACUUCUACGCAGAUUUUGGACCUCUCAAUCUGGCAAUGGUUUACAGAUAUUGUUGCAAGCUAAAUAAGAAAUUAAAGUCAUUUACAUUGAUAAGGAAGAAAAUAAUUCAUUAUACUGGCUUUGAUCAGAAAAAACAAGCAAAUGCUGCAUUCCUCAUAGGCUCUUACGCAAUAAUAUACUUAAAAGAAUCACCCGAAGAUGUGUACAGGCUCUUAUUGGCAGGAAACGCAUCUUAUCUUCCUUUCAGGGAUGCUUCAUUUGGUACUUGCAGUUUUCAUCUAACAUUGCUUGACUGCUUUCAUGCAAUAAAUAAGGCUUUGCGAUAUGGCUUCCUGGAUUUCAGUGCUUUUGAUGUAAAUGAAUAUGAGCAUUAUGAGAAAGCAGAAAAUGGAGAUUUUAACUGGAUAAUACCAAACAAAUUCAUUGCUUUCAGUGGACCUCAUUCAAGAAGUAAAACUGAAAAUGGUUAUCCGCACCAUGCUCCUGAGGCCUAUUUCCCAUAUUUCAGAAGGCACAAGGUUACUACCAUAAUACGUCUUAACAGAAAAAUGUAUGAUGCCAAACGAUUUGCAGAUGCUGGUUUUGAGCAUUAUGACCUCUUCUUUGCUGAUGGAAGCAUACCUAGUGAUACUAUAGUCAAAACAUUCUUAAAUAUUUGUGAAAAUGCUGAAGGUGUUAUAGCAGUUCAUUGCAAAGCUGGUCUUGGCCGAACUGGCACACUUAUAGCCUGUUAUAUUAUGAAGCAUUAUAGGAUGACAGCUGCUGAAACCAUUGCUUGGAUUAGAAUAAAUAGACCUGGCUCAGUAAUUGGACCACAGCAACACUUCCUUGUAGAGAAACAGACAGAACUUUGGAGAGAAGGAGAUAUUUUCCGUGCAAAGUUAAAGGAAAAUCGCAAAAUUGCUGUUACAAAAAUCCUCACAGGAGUAGAUGAUAUUUCAAUUAAUGAUGCAAAAAACCGGAAAGCCAACAGAAAAGACACUGAACUGUACAGUGAUGAAGAUGAUGCAAACUGUGUAACACAAGGUGAUAAGCUUCGUGCCCUGAAGAGUAAAAGGCAGGCAAAGGCUGCAGCCACAGUUCCUCUAACAGUAAUUCUACAGUCCAGUGUUCAGAAAAGUAAAACGUCUGAACCUAGCAUUUCUGGCAGUGCAGACAUUAAUAAAAGAACUACCAGGUCUGCUGCAAGAAAAAGCAGUUUAAAAAGUCUGAUACCUCAGAAGGAGAAAAGGAAAAGGAAUGCUUUACAGCAAAUGCGCUUAAUGAAAUUAUGUGGUCACUCCAUACCAAGGACCAGGACAGUGCUGCGUUAAGUAAAAAGAAGUGACUGAAGAGGAUGCUGACGGGGGGGGAAAUGGAAUAUUGCUAUGGAACUUAAAAAGUCUUUCCUUUCAAAGAAAUUAACUGCAAAAUGCAGCUAAGAUUUAGCAGAAAAACUCCUCCUAAUUUGUAGAAGAUGACCUGUUUAAGAUGCUUGACAAACAGUUCAGCUUUCUAAUUCUAAACGUUUUCUCAAAUGUUAAAAAAAAACUUGUAAAUUUAGACUCAGGUGUAACUAUCUAAACCCUCUAUUAUAAAGAGAGUUUACGAGUGGGUAUGAUGCAUGUGUGUAAUUGUGAUGGCAAUCAGCUGCUGGCCACCAUAAGAAGUGAAGAUGCGGUGGGAGCUUUUAAAUAUUUAAUUCACUGUUGUCCGUCCAAGCUGAUCUCAGUCUCCAAUACAGAGCAAAUCUUGGGAAGGCAAGAUUUUAUUCUCAUAACAUUGUACUUUCCUGUUGAUUUGGAUAGCCUUCCUUAUUUUGUAUGGAUUUUUUUAUGAAGCUGUAAUGUUAAAUACCCAGACUAAUUACUGUAUGCCAAAGACUGCUUUAUUUCAAAGUGUUUUUUUAAAAAAAAAUUAACUAAAAGCUGUUAACUAUUUUAUUAGUAAUAGCUUUUAGUUGUUCAAAUUGCUUGAAAACAUUGAUUUUUCUACCAGAGUUUAUAAUUUGAAGCAGCACCAUCAACUUAGAUUACAUGGCUAGUUGAAAACUUUUUAUCUACUUGUGCUACAGGUAAUAUCUAAGGUUCCCAAUCUUUCAGACAUGGUAAUAGUUCCUAAAGUUUAUGCAUCAGACCAUCUUUAUGGUCAUUGUCAUAGUUUCUCUUGUUUAAUCAUUUUCUUCCAUACUGGGGGUUGGGGGAAAUUGAGGCACUUGAAAAAAAAUGAGUUGUGAUUGUAAAACCACUGAAAUUGGCAGUGGGGAGCAGGUGUAGUCAGUCAUUUUUAAAAAAUGGUUAUUUCAAGGUGGCGGUGCUCCUUUAAACAUCCAGGUACUUUUGUUUACCAAAACAAAAAAAGCCCUAGAUACCUAAUUAUCUGUUAAAUGUCACUGUAAUUUUUUAAAGGUGACCUAGGAUUUGAAAUUUUGUUUAUUUCCUUUUCAGUACUCUCUUCUAAAUCAGAAACGUGUUUCCCUCCAGCUUUAUCGUAUGAUAUUUGAACAGCUUAUUUCCCCCCCAGUAUCUUUGUUUGCCAACAUCACAUUUGACAUGUGCACACCCCUCAGAACAGAUCUGCUACUGCAUAGCCAACAGUAAAAAAGUUUGUUUUUAUGAGUUCUGUAUAAAUACAUCUGGGGAGGAAGGUUGAAAUGUUACUCAGCAGAGUUUUUUUUGUCCUGAAGAAAGACCUACUGUCUUGCAGUGGGAGGGAAUGUUUCUAUUAAAUUUAAACAGUGCUAGGCAAGGUUCGACACUUACAUCUAAUUUAAUCCCCUUAUUAGAGCAUUAAAAAAUCAUCAUGGAAUUGAAGGGUGUUCCCUAGUGUAAGUAACAAUAUAUUGGCUUGAUUAGCUUUUGAUGCUAUAAAAGCAGAAGAAUAUUAGUCCAGGCUAUGGUUACUUGUUAAGUUAACAGAAGCACCUCCCAAAUUGUUCUGAAACUUUUAAUUAUGCAACUUGAAUGUAAAGAAGAUAGAAGAAAAGGUUCUUCCAGUAUGGAAUCAAAACCUUGAACAGCUAUUUAAUAUCUUUUUUUGUAAGAAGAAACCCCUUUGAUUCAUCUGACUUUGCUCCUUUCUUUGUACAGUUGAGAGACUCUCUUGUCUCCAGGGAAAUGGUAAUCUUAGUGUUUAUAUUAUCUUUCAGGGCAAUUGGGAGCGAGGGGCUGAGCCACAUCAUUCUGGGGACAAGAGCCUUGCUAACCUUGUGAGGGGAGGAGGGACAAAAUGAGUCAAUGGGUUUUUUAAAACAAUUCCCUCUCUGCUAAUACAGCCCCUUUGUGUUUUUAUUUGGGGUAGCAGAGCGCUCCUUACACAGAUCAAGAAUUAGAGGCCCUAUUGUGCUAGACUGAUGAGUCCAACUUCCACCAGUGACCUAGAAGAGAGAACGUGCAAUUAAUGAUUAAUUGAAAAUGUGCUCCCUGAACAAUCUUGUGGAUUUUUUUUUUUUAAAACCAAAGUGUGUAUGUCAGCCCAGGCCCUGUGGGGGCUGCCUCCCCCAUACCUCUCACUUCUGCAGCUGCAGUUCUUGGAUAAGCCUGGAAUGCUCUGAGCAGCUGCCUGCCUGAACAUAGGGGAGCACCUAGUAAAGGGUGACUUCCCUCUGCCCCAUCCUUUCCAGCAGCUGCCAGGGCAGCCCAAGAGAGUGGGGAGUUAAUAACAGAGACAACACUCAAAACUCAUGAUUCUCUACCCCUAUCCUGGUCAGAGCCAGCCUAGCAGUUGCUCUUAACUUGUGCCAGCUAACAGUCCCAAUGGGACUGUCAGCCUGUUGUGGAUAGCUGACGCAUAACACAUUCCACACUCUCACCCUCCCCUCCUCGGGCCACCUAUGCCCUGCUAUACUGGCUCCAUGCACUCCAGAUGAGUAGAAUCCCCAGCAGGGACAUUGUGAGGGAUUCCACUUCUUUUAUUACCUGAGUGAUGCAAGGCAAGAGAUUUUGCCUCCACUGUAACAACUGGAGCUCCUUGAUCUUUUUCAAAAACUAAAAUGUUUGCCUCUAAAGCUGAAAGGGACACCACGGUGCUAGGUGCUGUACAGGUAAAAAAAAAAGUUAAAUGUCCUAACCCUGGGGAGGUCACAGUUCCACUUUUUACAAGCCUAAACAGCUGAAUGAGGUGAUAGUAAGUGGUUGGGAGGAAUAGAUUAAAAAAAACACAAUAAGGCUUUUGGACAGUAUGUAGUAGUUUUAACUUCCCAGCUGCCUUCCCAGUUCUUUUUUUUCCUAAGUAUUUUCAUAUUUUGUGUACAUGUUUGUGCUUUACCUCAGCACUGAAGUGAAACUGAGGAGUUGUCUGUUGGCAAAUACUGAACUGAUUUGUUCAGUUAAAGUCUGCCUCGAAAUAAUGUAAUAAGUAUAAAUUGCUUGUACAUAUGCACAGGUUGAGUUGUUUGUACUGUCCAUUGAACCUGAAAAGAAUCAGACUAGGGUUUGUGUUUUAAGAAUCACCCCAACAUUUGAAGUUUUAGAAAACUUUGAAAUUACAUUUUAAAAAACCAAAUGAACUCUUGGACUUUCAAUUUUGUAUCAUUGUUUUAAACAUCAAAUACUGAUUUUAACUGAAAAACAAAGCCCAUCACAAAUGUCUAUUACAUAUAGUGAAAGUCUCUAAACAAAGUUUCACAGUUUUGUUAGGUAUGAAGAUUCUGGGCUACCGUUUUUCACUUCCGUACAUCUUACAGUUGCAGAGAAACGUACAAAUGCUACUGCCAUUCUGUAUUUGACUAUUCAAAUCAGCAUUACUAUUUAGUGACCAACAUUACCUCCUCAGAGCCUAUGUAAUUUUAACAUUUAGCUCGUAUUUUCAAUCUGACAUUUUGCCUUGCAUUUGCACCAUAUGUACCAAAGUUGUCUACCCGCAAUUCUGAAAGCGAGGGGAGAAAGUGCUUCUUUUCUAAAGACUUGUGAAAGUGUGCCAAAUGGAAUGUACAUGUAAAACAGGCAGCUGGAGACCUAGUACUUGUGUGUGCUGAGAAGCUAAUUAUCUCUGCUGUGAUGGAUGUAUAAUUCUGGGUGAGUGGCCCAUCAUUUUUUCACCAUCCGCCCUUUUAUACUGAUAUAUAUAGUGAAAAUCCUACUUAAAAUACAUAGUAACUAUUGGGUAUCUUGGGUCAAGUUGCUGCUUUUCAGCAAAGUGUCAGUAAUUUAUAUUAAAGUUACUCCCAGAUCUUGACCUGUUGUUCCAACUGUAAAUAGGAAAGUACUGCAGUUUUUAAAGACUGGACAAAAACUAUUAAGCUAGGAUUUGUAUAAAAUGAGACGCACAUUCUAAGUGGAAGAAAAAUCAACAAUUAUGUUAAUCAGAUUGUUCUGCAAUUUUAUAAUAAUGGUUUGCAGACUUUCAUUUGUCUUGUGUACAGAGUCUGGAAAGUUCUUUAAAACGUACUGAAAUCAGUACUGCUCAUCCUGAUUUUUUUUUAAAUUGUAUAUUUCUACUCAUAUUUUUUUAAAUCAGAUUGAAUGACAGAAUGGGAGUUUUAUUUUGCUGAAGGUAUUUUUAAGAUAAAGCUUCAUGAUGUCUUGUAAACUUAGUUUGAUAUGCAUUUGUCAUUUGGAAAUAUUACAUAUUGUAACUUGUUUUAUACAAAAUACUGAAUAGUAAUAAUUGUAAAUAUGAGUUGUGUACAAAUAAAACUAUUAACCUGAUAUUUCUUAUUACCAACAA
Messenger RNA from Gopherus flavomarginatus (Mexican gopher tortoise), 7035 nucleotides. RefSeq names its product cell division cycle 14B (gene CDC14B). Gene Ontology annotation, molecular function: protein tyrosine/serine/threonine phosphatase activity; protein serine/threonine phosphatase activity. Gene Ontology annotation, biological process: positive regulation of cytokinesis; microtubule cytoskeleton organization; regulation of exit from mitosis. The record is from RefSeq and is a predicted model, not a curated record. NCBI's taxonomy places the organism in Eukaryota, Metazoa, Chordata, Testudines, Testudinidae. The coding region runs from base 1251 to 2702 and encodes 483 amino acids. The transcript is spliced from 15 exons. Gene Ontology annotation, cellular component: centrosome; spindle pole; nucleolus.